UUGUCCUUGUAUUUCUUCUAUAAAUAAUGGCAUAGAAUCAAGAGUUUUGAGAAGCCUACCUUACAACACAAUAGUACAAAGUACAACUACCAAAGACAUGAAGCUCACAACUGCUUUUUUUCUUCUCGUCUUUCUUUUUUCUUUUGUGAUCGAGCUCAGCUAUGCAAGAAAGGUACCAGAAGAGUACUGGAAGAGCAUAAUGAAAGAGCAGCCGAUACCGAAAGCGAUCGGCGAUCUAUUUAUUGAAGAAGAUUCAGGUGGUAAUAAUAGUAAUUAUGAAAUGGAUCAUUUUGCAAAGGAUUUUGAUACUAAGGCUAUUGCUGUAAUAUAUCAUAGCCAUGGAAAAUCUAAGGAAGAUGAAGAUAGUGAUGCAAAGAAACAAGAGAGAUCCUUUGUUGUUGUUGAGCCUGAGAUAGAGAUAUCUAAACAUUAGAGAUGAAAGAUAUGUAUAAAUAAGAAUUCAUCUGCAAAGGCUCAUAUUUCUAGAAUAAGUAUAAAGUAGUUUGCUUGUUUUAUGCU
Molecule: messenger RNA, 519 nt
Organism: Jatropha curcas
Lineage: Eukaryota; Viridiplantae; Streptophyta; Magnoliopsida; Malpighiales; Euphorbiaceae
Source: RefSeq, a predicted model, not a curated record